AUGUUUUCUCCCACCAAAGCCCCCAAGCGCAGCGACAUGAUCCUCGCCAUGAACGAUCCCUACAUGCAACAAAUCAUCGACGGCACCAAGACAUACGAGUUUCGAAAGUACAACAUGGCAGGCAUUCAGCGCAUCUGGUUCUACCGCACCGCUCCCUACUCCGCCAUAACUCACAUCUGCCCUGUCAACGAAGCCGUGACGAGAAACUCCGGUAAUAAGUCGCUGCCUGAAGAUGGGCUGGGGAACAAAGAAUACAAUGACAAGGACGCUUAUUACGAGGGCUAUGAUUUUGCGUAUCGGAUUAAUGCGGUUUAUGAGAUUCAGGCGGAGGGUGGACGCGGGAUUACUUGGAAGAUGAUGAGGGAUGAGCAUGGAAUGAAGAUUGCGCCACGGGGAAGGGUCAGAGUUCCUCAGUCAAUGAUUGAGCAGUACCUCUUGGAGGAUCAGAAGAAAGUUCUGUGA
This is a messenger RNA of Fusarium redolens, 462 nucleotides long. RefSeq lists its product as uncharacterized. Bases 1 to 462 code for a protein of 153 amino acids. The transcript has a single exon. Lineage: Eukaryota; Fungi; Ascomycota; Sordariomycetes; Hypocreales; Nectriaceae. The record is from RefSeq and is a predicted model, not a curated record.